Molecule: messenger RNA, 2905 nt
Organism: Arabidopsis arenosa
Lineage: Eukaryota; Viridiplantae; Streptophyta; Magnoliopsida; Brassicales; Brassicaceae
Source: the annotation of a GenBank genome assembly
CAAAUAAAAGCAGAAAGCUAAAUUAAAUUAUUUUACCAUUUUAACAUAACAACAGGUCUCCCUCCGACUUGGUCACAUCCUUGGACGGCUCCACUCUUCUCCUCUAUCAUCUCCCCCGAAUCGUCUUCGUCGUUGUUAUCUCCAUCUCCAGAAUUCGGAAAUUUCUGGGAAUUUCGAUUUUGAUUUCUAUUUCUUCGCGCUCUUAUUUUCUCUGUCUGCUCGGCUGUUUCUCUCUAUCGACUGAUUCAGGGAAAUCGGGGUCAAACCGGCUCUGAGCUAUCUCUUCAGGUUCGAAAUUUACAGAUUUUAUCUGGUCUGAUGGGAUCAGAGCCUCGGUUCGAACCGAGGCCCGAACUGAUUGACUUACCCGUUCUUCAGAAAUUCAAGCUCUACGCUACUCCCUCGAAUUUUUAUUUGAUUGGAAGAGAUGAGAACAAAAGCUUUAGGAGGAUUCUUAAGAUUGAUCGAAGAGACCAAAACGAGUUAAAUUUGUUUGAAGAUCCUACAAGGUAUACAAAAGAAGAAAUGCGCGAACUGAAAAGGCGGAUGAUUGUAGGGAAUGAGGAGUCUGGUGGGUUUAAAGCAAUCACAACUUGCUAUGGAAUCAUUGGAUUUGUGAGAUUCUUGGAGCCUUAUUACAUGUUGGUGAUUACAAAAAGAAAGAAAGUGGGUGAGAUCUGCGGCCAUACAGUUUAUGGUAUAGCUGAGAGUCAAAUGAUCGCGAUUCCACAUCCUUCCAUUCAGACAAAAGUGGCUAAGUCUGAAGCCGAGCAAAGGUACAAGAAGCUCCUAAGCGUGGUGGAUCUUAGCAAAAACUUCUACUUCAGCUACACUUAUCACCUCAUGUAUUGCCUUCAGAAGAACAUAGGCAACACUGAGAGAGGAAACGCUCAUGACAACACAAUGUUUGUGUGGAACUCCUUCUUAACACGAGAGAUCAGAAAGAUCCUGCAGAAUUCCAUAUGGACAGUUGCAUUGGUAUACGGAUUCUUUCAACAGACUAAAUGUUCAGUAUCUGGUGAAGAUUUUGUUUUCACUAUCAUUGCUCGGCGUUCACGGCAUUAUGCGGGUACAAGAUAUUUAAGGCGUGGUGUAAAUGAUAUAGGCAGAGUGGCCAAUGAUGUUGAGACGGAGCAGAUUGUUUCCAAAGUGGUUCCUGCGGGUCAGAAAAUCCCGAUAACAUCAGUUGUGCAGAUUCGAGGCUCCAUACCCCUAUUUUGGUCACAGGAGGCAUCUGUUUUCAACCCACAGCCCGAGAUUAUAUUGAAUAAGAAGGACGCAAAUUAUGUGGCUACCCAACACCACUUUGAGAAUCUGAGACAGAGGUAUGGGAGCCGGAUAAUAAUUCUGAACCUCCUAAAGACUGAGACAGGUGAGAAAAAGCAUCGAGAAACCAGCUUAAGGGCAGAGUUUGCAAAGACAAUCCGCUUUAUUAACAAAGGCAUGGACAAGGAGAAUCGUUUAAAGGCAAUUCAUUUUGAUCUAAGCAAACACUACAAAAAAGGAGCUGAUGGUGCAUUCAACCACUUGUGUAUCUUUGCAAGGAAAGCAUUGGAAUUAACUGACCUGUUUUACUGUAAAGCUCCUUCAGGUGUAGGAGCUGAAGGAGUAAUUUAUGAUUCAUUUUUCAAUAACCCUAUUCCAAAUCAAGAUGAAGAGGCGAGUAGUCCAGAUAAAGAAGCUUUGAAGGCGGAUAUAUUUAUGCUUCAAAAUGGGGUCUUGAGGACAAACUGCAUAGACUGUCUGGAUCGCACAAAUUUUGCGCAGUACGCCCACGGAUUGGUAGCUCUUGGGCAUCAGCUGCGUACAUUGGGUAUCUCAGGACCUCCUGUCGUUGAUCUUAAUAAUCCUCUGGCAAUAGAACUGAUGGACGCUUACCAAAAGAUGGGUAAUACACUUGCGCUGCAGUAUGGUGGCUCGGAAGCACACAGCAAGAUGUUCUGUGAUCUGAGAGGUAACUGGAACAUGGUGAUGAGGCAGCGUGAUAUCUUCACAGCUGUACGCCGUUACUACAGUAACGCGUAUCAAGACAGUGAUAAGCAGAACGCCAUCAAUGUGUUCUUGGGGCAUUUCCGGCCUCGAUUGGGGAAGCCAGCACUAUGGGAGUUGGAUUCUGACCAGCACAACAUCGGAAGAUCUGGUUCUAACUUGGAUAUUGAAAAUAUGAGGCCACUAAUUAGAAGAUCAUUUUCCGAUAAUAUUCUUAUGGAUUGUGAUCUGAAUCUGGAGGAGCUGGUACGCGAAAAUUCUCAGCCUUCUUAUGAAGGGUUAAACGGGGGUGUCUCAGGAACCAAUUUAGAGUUUCCAUUCUAUGAAACUGAACCAGCUUCUCUAAGCUUCCUCUCGGUUAUGCGAAAUGAAGAUCUUCUCAGAGAAACAAGGUCAGGGCAGAUGUUUGAAGGCAGUUCCUCUAAUUCUGAUUCCCACAGGCCCAAUGAUAUACCUGGUUUUGCACACUCAUACGCAACUAAAUUCACUCCGGCAGAAGAAAUAUUUGAACGUGGCAGCUCAAAGUCUGUUUCGUCAGAUAACUUGUUCACCGACCUGGAUGAAUCCGUCACUUCUUUAACUAAUACGAACUCCAGUUUUGACUUUCCUAUAACUGGUGGUUCCGAUUUGCUACCUGGUUUCUCAAAUGAUUUCGCUCGAUGGGUAUUCUCCGCAAGAGCAUGGUAAAGAGGGUUUGGAGAAGAAAACGAGCCUUGCACAGGAAGGUAACGGUGGUUACUUGGCAGGUACGGCAGGGUUGAACAGUGUCGUAAUAACAGGAAAGCACAGAAUAACAGCCACAUCUUGUAAAUAUCCGACUCACCUUUGUAAAGGUCCUGGUUUCUUGUUUUUUCACCAACAACCACAAAAGUUGAAUUUGUUUUUAUGUUUUUGGUAAUAUAUAGAGUGUUUGGUU